Molecule: messenger RNA, 1752 nt
Organism: Mesorhabditis belari
Lineage: Eukaryota; Metazoa; Nematoda; Chromadorea; Rhabditida; Rhabditidae
Source: the annotation of a GenBank genome assembly
AUGACGAUGCGGUACUUAGACUAUACACUAAAGAAGAUUGGUAAUGGGCGAUUCGGAAAAGCUUUUGAAAUCGUUGAACAUAAACCCCCAGCAGUCAUCAAAUUUAUGAUCUGCUCCAGUGAGGAGAAUCUAUUGAUUUUCACAAAAGAAUGUGAAAUUCUGGCCAAACUGAGGCAUCCAAAUAUCAUUCAAAUGCUAAGCAAGCACGUCUCGGGUGGGAAAAAUUUUGGGAUCAUUACGGAAUUCUGUGAAAGGGGAACUCUGAGAAAUGCAAUAUUUCAUCCACAAAUUGUUUAUACGAUGAAAUGCGCUCUUUUAUGGGCCGAACAGCUUUUUGAUGCUAGUCGUUACAUGUUUGAGGAACAUCACGUGAUUCAUCGAGAUAUUUCUCCGUCAAACAUUUUCGUCACCAAAGCGUUUACGCUGAAAAUCGGUGACUUUGGAUGUGGCAAAAGCGUGGAUCAAACUCAAUCGGGUUCUUAUGUGGGAACCGCGCGGUACAUGAGUCCGCCACCAUUCAAUCAAUUGAUAGCUGUAGAAGAGCAAAUCAAAAAUAGUCAACUGUCCUCACAUCGAAAUGAUGUUUAUGGUUUGGGCCUUGUUUUGUGGAUGAUUUUCGAAAGGAGACUUGUGUUUUCCGAUUACGGGAAAGAGGGAAAGUUCUCGAGGGAUAUCUUUUUGACGGAUGUUAUUCUGCAAAGGCUUUUAAAUUUGGAGCUAUCCGAGUGUCAGGGAGAGAUUCAGAAUCUCGUGAAAAAUUGCACUAAUUUUGAUUACUCAAAAAGACCCAAAGCCACUGAUGUCUGCCAGCAUUUGGAAACGAUCAAAAAGACCCACCACUUUCUAAUGGGUUUAGAUGAUUUGCCAACAAUCGAAACUGCUCAAAGAGAACUUCUAAGACCGAUAGGCGCAAUGCAAAGGCUGCUCAACUCAAGAAAUGGAAUAAAAGAGAUAGAUUCGAUUCUCGAAAGAUCGGAUGGACUAUUCUUUGAAGAACGAUUAUGUGAAGCAUUUUAUGUCAAAUUUCAAGAAUCUACUGACAUAGAAAAACAGGAGUUUCAGAAAAGAAUUGACGUUAUUCUCUCAAUGAAAAAGGGUGAAACAAGACAAUUUGAAGAGAGAUGCGAAUUGUGGAAAGAGUUGCAAGGAUCCAAGCAAGCAUUGCUCGAUGGGAAGCUGACCGGUUUGGAUGAGAUUUUUAAGAUGAUUAUUUUAAGUGAUUUCUAUCGACAAAUGAACUUGAUUGACUUGAGCUUUUAUGUGCUUCAACGGGCUGAUCGCCACUCAUUAAUCCCUUGGGUGAGAGAGACAGAGCUAGCACUGUGCAUCGAAGACCUUGAAGAGCACGAGCGCACUCGUUACUCAACCAAAAUCUUCUUUGAAUCUUUCAUUUCAAGUGUGAAUCGUCAAGAAUGGUUUCUGUUGGAAAAGGACAAAAAACAAAGUGUUUUUUUCAAAAGAGAUCUCACCGAAGUGGUCGAUUUUGAGGGUGAAUGGGCCACGGAAAAUCGUCACAAGCAGACGAUUUUCCGGACACAAACCAAAUCAAAGCAAGCACAGAACUCGAUCGGUGAUGAGUUGAUCUAUUCACAGUUGAAAGCAUUUGAUGCACUCACAAUCAUUGACUGUUUGAAGGAAACGCAAGCGCUUUCCCGUAAAAUCACCCAAUACACAAUUGCACGCUUUGUUCAGCUAGAUGAGAGUGCCAUUGAAAUAAAGGCUGCGAUAGUGCUUUCCUAUGAGAAGACGUGC